UAUCUCCUAUUAUAUCUUUUGCAUGGACGCCUGCCUUGGCAAGGCAUCUACGCACCAAGCAUCGAGACCAAACUACUUCGAAUAGGGGAGAUGAAAGCUGGCUCAGCAUUCCGUGACCUGCUUGCGUGCUCGCCUGUGGAAUUCACGACGUACUUCGAUCACUGCCGCAGUUUGAAGUUCGAAGACAAGGAGAACUAUGCAAUGCUGAAACAGCUGUUCAGCCAGAUAAUGGAAAGGGAAGGGUGUAUGGAUGAGAGCAGGUUUGACUGGGUGGAUGGAAGUUCCCAAAACGGUACACUGGUGCCUAAGAACUAUCACUUGGAUAUC
Molecule: messenger RNA, 327 nt
Organism: Suillus paluster
Lineage: Eukaryota; Fungi; Basidiomycota; Agaricomycetes; Boletales; Suillaceae
Exons: 1
Biological process (GO): endocytosis; peptidyl-serine phosphorylation; signal transduction
Cellular component (GO): nucleus; cytoplasm
Molecular function (GO): protein serine/threonine kinase activity
Source: RefSeq, a predicted model, not a curated record